Aspergillus campestris IBT 28561 is the source of this 555-nucleotide messenger RNA. RefSeq lists its product as uncharacterized. The transcript is spliced from 2 exons. The record is from RefSeq and is a predicted model, not a curated record. Lineage: Eukaryota; Fungi; Ascomycota; Eurotiomycetes; Eurotiales; Aspergillaceae. The coding region runs from base 180 to 350 and encodes 56 amino acids.
CUUCCAUUUCCAUACUUCCCGCUAACUAGUUCAGUGUCUUUCUGCCCUAACUCGGUGGCUGUCCGAUCAGGUUCUUAUAAGAACUCUCACUCACCAUUACUACAACAAUUCAAACCCACCUUACCACUACGCCACUCUACACUACACUACAUCCACUAUCCCAUACCACAUACAUAAAAAUGCCCAGCACCGACUGUCUCCAACCCCCCCUCACGCCCGAAGAGCGAUCCAUCGUCAAAGGCUACGGCGGCUGGACAGCCUUCAUGCAGAGCUAUCUCCUGAAGCCGUGGGAGAACAACGACGUCGAGGAAGCCAAGGCUAUCUUGAAGGGGUUGGCGGUGGGGGAAUAAUUUCCUUGAAUUUGAGGAGAGCAGGAUUUGGAAGGAGGGCGCUUGAAGAGUGGGAUUUUUAUUGAUCGAUUUAUUUAUUUUUCAGCCUGUUUUUGUUAGUUCAAGGUUCGUUUGUUUGUUUGGGAAAGGUUUGCUUGUUGGAUCUGGUAGCAAAUGAUAUGUCUGCUGUGUCUCGAACUACUGGGGCUGAGGUGGGGAUCGGAAA